Pogoniulus pusillus (Red-fronted tinkerbird) is the source of this 2734-nucleotide messenger RNA. RefSeq names its product DBF4B-CDC7 kinase regulatory subunit (gene DBF4B). Gene Ontology annotation, cellular component: Dbf4-dependent protein kinase complex. The record is from RefSeq and is a predicted model, not a curated record. The coding region runs from base 44 to 2281 and encodes 745 amino acids. Gene Ontology annotation, biological process: regulation of cell cycle phase transition; positive regulation of nuclear cell cycle DNA replication. Gene Ontology annotation, molecular function: protein serine/threonine kinase activator activity; nucleic acid binding; zinc ion binding. The transcript has 11 exons. NCBI's taxonomy places the organism in Eukaryota, Metazoa, Chordata, Aves, Piciformes, Lybiidae.
GCGGGGCAGGCGUUCAAACGGCGGCGGCUGCCGGCGGGCGGCCAUGGAGGCUCCGGGCCCCGCCGCCGCUCGGGCGCUCCGCGGGAAGUCCUUUUACCUGGACCUGCCGAGCGGGCGGAACGCGCGGGAGCUGGCGGCGGCCAUCGGGCGGCUCGGAGGGGUGACUGAAAGCUUCCUCAGCAAAGAAAUCAGCUGUGUGGUGUCCAGCAGCAAAGAAGCCAAACGAGACAAAGGCAGGACCUGGCCUGAGAAGCAGAGCAAUGGAACUUCAGAAGGUGCAAAACCCCCAAGCCUGAUGCCUCCUGCCCCCAAAGGGCACCACACCAGACCUCAGCAGAAGCCACCAGACACUGCCCUGAUCAGCAGGGGCAAGGAGCUGCUGCAGAAGGCCAUGAAGAAGCAGGACACCUGCAGUGGCAGCAGCAUCCUGGCCAGAGCUCGCCUGUGGGGAGUGCAGGUCGUGCACGUGGAUGACAUGCUGGCCCACACCCAGCAGCUGCUGCGCGCCGCCGCCGGAGCGAGGAAGCUGUGCCAGAAGGCAGAGGCCAAGUGCCCUGCGUCCGGGUGGAACCUGCACAAAGCAGGAAAACUGAAGCCUCCUUUUCUGAAGGUUGAAGACCAAAGCAGGCAGUUCCGACCCUUCUACCACCAGUUCAAAAGCUUCCCCAGCCUGAACUUCCUGGCCCCCCAAGGCUGCAGCCCCUUUGAGCCCCCAAAGAGCCUCCCAAACCCUUGCAGGCCCAGGGGCCCCGAGGGCUGCCCUGUGCGCAGCGAAGGGGAGAAGAGUGCCCAGUCCACAGCAGUCACCGUGCCCAGGAGGAGGAGAGGAUUCUGUGAGUGCUGCCAAGAGACCUUCGAGGAGCUGCAGGAGCACCUGCGCGGCGCUGGGCACAGGCGGUUCGCGCUGGACGCCUCGCACUACACUGCCCUGGAUGCCAUCAUUGCCCAGCUCACCACCAGCUGCCUGCAGCACUCAGCCAGGGUGCCUCGGUCCUGCCUGGCAGACGAACACCUGGGGCCCGCAGCACGAGUUCUGGGAGGAUCUGAGCUGCUGACAGCAGAGCUGAGCAAGGAGAGGGAGCAGCCAGAGCAGGCUGCUGGGGGACUGCUGCCUGGCCUGGAGUGUGACCGUGGCCUGCAGGCCAGGAGCUGCUCGCCCUGCCCUGCCCCUGCAGAGGGCUGCAGCCUCCUGCAGCGCCGCCCUGGGGCGCUGCCUGCCGCAGCAGGGCUCAGCAGCAGGAGCUGUGCUGCGCCUGGCACCGCGGAGGAGCCUGCAGCCAGGGACUCGGCUCCAGGGCUGGCUCCUGACCCGGGCUGGGGCUGUGGCGUGGUGGCUGCGGCCGUGGGAGACAUAACUGCCAUGGCUGAGUGGCCAGGGGGUGCCAGGCACCUGCCAGGGGCACUGCCCGCCCCCAGGAAGCGCCAGCUGUGCUGCAGGCACAGCAGCCAGGGGGGGAAGAAGCCCAGGCUGGAGCUGGGUGCUGGCCUGUCUCCCUGUGAGCUGGCGGCUGCUGGGGUGGGUGCCCUGGGUGCAGGACUGGCAUCCGAGCCAGCCUUGACCCUCGGCACAGAGCACAGACCUCAGAGCUCCCUUGGCUUGGACCUGUGCCUGCCUUGGCACCCUGGGGGCCCUACACCCUGGGCAGGUUCCUUCGGAGCUGUGUCCGUGGGGCUCCAUCCCUCGGAGGCUGCAGCCAGCAGCAGCUGUGGCUGGGGCAAGCCAAGUGCCAGCUGCCGAGGGGGGCAGCUCCCGGGGCACGCUGAGAAGGUCCCCAGCAGGCUGCAGGGUCCUGACCUGGAGAGCAGCAUGAGCCAGAGCAGCUGUGCCCCUGGCCAGCUGCCCUCCCCAAAGCUGCCUGUGGCUGCAGCCAGCUGUUGCUGCUCCCUCUGUGUCCGAGCAGCAGAGAGGGCAGCACUGCAGCUACCUGCCCUGCCGGGCCUCAGCGAGGAGCGGGCACCGUGCCCUGGGCUGCCCCUGCACACUCAGGCUGGGCACGACCUCGGCAGCAGCUCUUCCGAGUCAGACUGGGAUGUCCAACUGCUCUCCGUGCUGCCAGGGGCCCAGCACAGCAGGCUGCAGGCUGUGGACAGGGACUUGCUGCAGAGGACACACAGCACCGUGAGGGACAGCGGCUACGAGUCACAGCUCUGCUCCGUCCUGAAGCAGAAGUCAGAGCUUGCCUGGGCAGACAGAGGGGACAAGAGCUGCUGGAGCUGCUGCACAGAGGCUGUAGGGACCUCUUACCCCCGGCUGGAGAGCUUCUUUUGGCAGCUGGAUUAGCUGAAGCCACCUCCUGGCGCUGGGUGGGAGCUGGGAAGAGGUUAGGAAGGGAUUUCAGAAGCUCCCUCCCUGGGAGCUGGAGUGAGGAGCAUGACUGCAGCCUGGGCUCCAGGUGGCACAGGGCACCUGGGCAGCUCUCUUGGCAGCUGCUGGGGGCUGGGAUGGUUUAGCUGGGAUGGUUUGGGAUCUCCUCUCUGAUAGUGACGUUUAGAGCUUCCUGCUUCCUCCUUCGGCUCCUCACUGCUGCUGACCGGGGGGCUCUGGAAAAAUCUGUUCCUUGCCCUGCCCGAGUGGGAGCAGGACCUGCUCCUCCUCCCACCCGCUCCUCAGAGGGGUGGAGAUGGAGAGGAGGGCCCUGGGCUGGUUUGGUUGCAGCCGUUUGUACCUGGGACUGAGCUGGAGGAUUUUAGCAGACUUUUAAACUUGGAAAUAAAAUGGAAGUUGAGCUCCUGA